UUGUGAUCAGAAAGCAGCAUCCAUUCAAGAAGAGGCUGGCCAUUUGGCUGAGGAGUUGGAUCGUAUAAGCUCUGAGAACAAGAAGCUGAAUGAAAUGUUAGCUCGCAUGCGUGAGAACUUCAAUACUUUGCAAAGCCAUUUGAUAGAUAUCGAGAGCAAAAACUCCCCAAAGGAAAUAUUCAUUAAAUCGAGGAAGAGAAAGGCCGAGGAAGUGUAUUUUGGAAAUAUGUUUAGCCACUCUAGCGAUGAAGAGUCAUAUUGCAAAAAGCCAAAGACCGAGAACUUCAACACCAAGGUUUCAAGGGUUUGUGUACGGACGGAUGCAUCCAACACGAACCUAGCUGUGAAGGAUGGAUAUCAGUGGAGAAAAUAUGGCCAAAAGGUCACUAGAGAUAACCCAUCUCCAAGAGCUUAUUUUAGGUGCUCCUUUGCACCAAACUGCCCAGUCAAGAAGAAGGUGCAAAGAAGUGCUGAAGAUCCAUCUAUUUUGGUAGCCACAUAUGAAGGAGAGCACAAUCACGUGCACCCUUUUCGAGCUGAUCAAUUAUCAUCAUCAUCAGGAGGCUCGAGCCAAUGUGCAAACCUUGGUUCUGUUCACUCAUUCUCAUCCAUGAGAUCUUCAUCACGUCCUACGGUGACACUUGAUUUGAUCCAGUCUGGAUUGUGCCAAAGUGCCAAAAACUCAAUCCAACAUGUUGAUUCACCCGCUUUCCAGCAGUUUUUGGUCCAACAAAUGGCUUCUUCCUUGACAAGAGAUCCCAAUUUCACAGAAACACUUACCGCGGCCAUUUCCGGAAGAAUUUUAGACUAUACUCAGAAUUGAAAAAUCGGACAUUAGCAGUACACUUAUAUAGACAGUUUAUAUAUAUUGUUGUUUUUUGGCUCCAUGCACUCGGAAAUAGCUAGCGUACGUAGGGCUAGCUGUAAAUAGAAUUCGAAAGUAAUGGAUCUUUUUCUUUUCUUUUCUUUUCUUUUUUUAUUCUAAGUACCUCUUUGUAUUGAGCUUCAAGGGCUCGUGAAUAUGGGUAGUUUUCUUUGUAUAUUUUUCAGCAAUUUAGGCUAUGACCUUAAUAACUUUGUCGA
Juglans microcarpa x Juglans regia is the source of this 1083-nucleotide messenger RNA. Its product is annotated as WRKY transcription factor 18-like. Gene Ontology annotation, molecular function: DNA-binding transcription factor activity; sequence-specific DNA binding. The transcript has 4 exons. The coding region runs from base 95 to 823 and encodes 242 amino acids. NCBI's taxonomy places the organism in Eukaryota, Viridiplantae, Streptophyta, Magnoliopsida, Fagales, Juglandaceae. The record is from RefSeq and is a predicted model, not a curated record. Gene Ontology annotation, biological process: regulation of DNA-templated transcription.